AUGAGAAACUUUAAUGAUUCUAUCCUUCGUCAACAAUUAGCGGUUAAAGAUCGUCAAUUAAUAUUAGCAGCAAAAUGUGGCAAAGUAUUAUUAGAGCAAAAGGAAGAAUUAGAAAGACAAAACGAGCAAUUAUCAAAAGAAUACGACCAAAAAAUUGAGCAUCUUGAACAAGAACGAUAUGAAUUAAAGAUUCACGUUGAACAAUUGCGUACAGAAUAUGAAAAUAAAAUUGCAGAAUUAUACGAUGAUGUAUCGCUAUUAAGACAAGAAUUGAAUAUAAAUCGACGUGAUAUACGACAAAGUGAUGAAAGAAAUGCAUGCAUUCUAAAUGAACUUAAUGAACAAAAUCAAAAAUUAUCAAAUGACUUACAAAAAAGUAAAACAUCAGAAAAUCGACUUCAAGAUCAAUUAAAAAUUGCACGAAAUCAAUCGGAUGCACGAUGUCAAGCUGUCAAUGAACAUAUGCAAGAUUUAACAAAAAUAAAACAACAAAUGGAUGAUUUAUCUAAUCAUUAUUGUGAAUUAGAACGCCAUUGUCGACAUAUUCGUGAAGAACGUGAUAUAUUAUCAAAUCGCUUAGAAGAAUCUGAUAGAACAAUUGAAGUAUUAGAAGAAGAUUGUCGAAACAAUGAAGAAUCUAAACUUCUACAACAGAAAGAAAUGGCGGACAUGCAGGCACUGAAUGCAGAAUUAAUAAAAAGAUUAGAUGGUCUUCGAUUUAAUCAAUCAUCGUUUAUGCAAGAAAUUGAAGAUUAUGCUAUAUGUGCAACACGUGCAAACUCUACGAUUGAUUACAUGGACGAUUUUGAAUGUGAUGAGUUGUUAUCACUUGAACACGAUCAUAAUCUAUUGUUAAGUGAUGAUUCAAACGAUAAUUAUAGCAAUGAAAAAUGUCUUCUAGAUGAAUUAUUGCAAACAGAAGAGUUCAAACGUGAAAUUGUUUACGUCUAUAAACAACUACGUUCUUUAUGUUUUGAAUUAGUCAGUCAUUAUUCGUUAUCAUCAACAAUAAGCGAUACGGCUGAUAAAGUGUACGAUCGACUACAAAAUGGAUGUCUCAUUGGAGUUUUGUACGAAUUAAAAAAUUUAAUCAAAGAUAUCGUUGAAAGAGAGAAAGAAGCUACAAAUCAAUUAACUGAAAUUACUCAUGAAUUAGACGAUUUUAAAAAUCAAAAAGAAAUAGCUGGUAUAUCUUCAGCUUCUACUGAUACAACCAGUUAUUGUUCAGCGGUAGAAACAGCUCAACAAAUAAAUUCAUCCUCUCAAAGUUCUACUUCCACUACUACUCAUGCAUAA
Didymodactylos carnosus is the source of this 1296-nucleotide messenger RNA. The record is from the annotation of a GenBank genome assembly. NCBI's taxonomy places the organism in Eukaryota, Metazoa, Rotifera, Eurotatoria, Philodinida, Philodinidae.